This is a messenger RNA of Rhododendron vialii, 3928 nucleotides long. RefSeq names its product cryptochrome-1. The coding region runs from base 571 to 2601 and encodes 676 amino acids. The record is from RefSeq and is a predicted model, not a curated record. The transcript has 4 exons. NCBI's taxonomy places the organism in Eukaryota, Viridiplantae, Streptophyta, Magnoliopsida, Ericales, Ericaceae. Gene Ontology annotation, molecular function: DNA binding; FAD binding; blue light photoreceptor activity. Gene Ontology annotation, cellular component: nucleus; cytoplasm. Gene Ontology annotation, biological process: blue light signaling pathway; entrainment of circadian clock by photoperiod; circadian regulation of gene expression.
UUUCUUGCUGCCCCCACUCCCUCUCUCUCUCUCUUUCGUGAAGAGUCCUUUCCGCGCUGCCAAUGAUCUUAAAAAACCCAAAUUCUAGUCCAAAGUGAUUCACCCAAAAAUGGGGAAAAAAGACUAACAGAUAGCUACAUAAUCUAUAAGUCUAUAAACCGAAAGUUCCUUUCUCAUAUGACUGAGGCUCCGUUUCGGAGCUUAUUUUAUAUUUUUAAAUUUAAAAAUAAUUAGUUUAUUCCAUAUUUUUAAAUUUAAAAAUAAUAUAAAUAAAAAAUAAUUUUUUUAUUUUUUUAUACCGUAUUAAAGAUUUUGAUGAAAUUUAUUAAAUAAAAUUCAUAUUAAUAGAAAAAUUAUUUGUAUAAAUAUAUUAUUUUUUAACUUAAAAUUAUUUUCUUUAAAAAUGAAUACUUAUUUUAAGUUUCGAAACAGAUUUGAAAAACAUUGGCACUAGAGUUGAAAAAGAUUAAAAUUAUAUACCCCUGGGAGAUCUCUAUUGAGAGAGAGAGAGAGAGAGAGAGAGAGAGUUCCAAUUGAGUUUUGGGAUUUGGGUUUUGGAAAUUUGGGGAGAUGUCAAGCGGUGGGUGUAGCAUAGUGUGGUUUAGGAGAGAUCUGAGGGUAGAAGAUAACCCAGCACUGGCAGCAGGGGUGAGAUCAGGGGCAGUGGUUGCUGUGUUCAUAUGGGCACCAGAAGAAGAAGGUCACUAUUACCCCGGUAGGGUAUCCAGGUGGUGGCUAAAGCACAGUUUGGCUCUACUUGAUUCCUCUUUGAGGAGCCUUGGUACCUCACUUAUCAACAAGAGAUCCACUGAUACUGUUUCUUCUCUCCUUGAUGUUGUCAAAUCUACUGGUGCAACUCAGCUCUUCUUCAACCACUUAUAUGAUCCCUUGUCUCUUGUUAGGGAUCACAGGGCAAAGGAAGUUUUAACUGCACAAGGAAUACGAGUGCAUUCUUUCAACGCAGAUUUGCUCUACGAACCUUGGGAAGUCAAUGAUGACCAUGGUCACCCAUUCACAGCUUUUUCAGCUUUCUGGGAGAGAUGCCUUAGUAUGCCUUAUGAUCCUGAGUCUCCACUGCUCCCGCCUAUGAGGAUAACCUCAGGUGAUGUGUCCAGAUGCUCUUCAGACAAACUUGUAUUUGAGGAUGAAUCGGAGAAAGGAAGCAAUGCACUUCUUGCUCGAGCAUGGUCACCUGGGUGGAGCAAUGCUGACAAGGCUCUAACUACCUUCCUUAAUGGACCCUUACUUGAGUACUCAAAGAACCGUAGAAAGGCCGAUAGUGCUGCAACCUCAUUUCUAUCUCCGCAUUUACAUUUCGGAGAAGUAAGUGUGCGAAAAAUUUUCCAUCUUGUCCGCAUUAAGCAAGUCCUAUGGGCAAACGAAGCAAACAAAGCCGGGGAGGAGAGUGUCAAUUUGUUUCUCAAGUCCAUUGGUCUGAGGGAAUAUUCAAGAUACAUGAAUUUUAAUCACCCUUACAGCCACGAAAGGCCUCUUCUUGGCCACCUUAAGUUUUUCCCUUGGGUGGUGGAUGAAGGAUAUUUUAAGGUGUGGAGACAAGGCAGAACUGGUUAUCCAUUAGUGGAUGCUGGGAUGAGAGAGCUGUGGGCCACUGGGUGGCUACACGAUCGUAUACGGGUUGUGGUGUCUAGUUUCUUUGUGAAAGUUCUACAGCUUCCAUGGAGAUGGGGGAUGAAAUAUUUCUGGGAUACUUUAUUGGAUGCAGAUUUGGAGAGUGAUGCUCUGGGUUGGCAGUACAUAUCUGGCACUCUCCCCGAUGGUCGUGAGGUUGAUCGAAUAGAUAAUCCACAGUUUGAGGGUUACAAAUUUGACCCAAACGGAGAGUACGUACGGCGUUGGCUACCUGAACUUGCUAGACUUCCCACAGAAUGGAUACACCACCCAUGGAACGCACCAGAAUCCGUACUCCAAGCCGCCGGAAUCGAGUUAGGUUCUAACUACCCUCGUCCAAUAGUAGAAAUAGAUGCAGCGAAAGCGCGGUUGGAAGAAGCACUUUCUGAGAUGUGGCAACUGGAAGCAGCUUCUAGAGCUGCACUUGAGAAUGGAUCUGAUGAAGGGCUUGGAGACUCUGAGUCAAUCCCAAUUGCAUUUCCAGAUGACUUACAAAUGGACAUUGAUUAUGAACCUGAGAGGAACAAUGCUAACACAGUUAGGCAUUAUGAGGAUCAGAUGGUCCCAAGCAUGGCUUCUUCAGUUUUUAGGGUUGAAGAUGAAGAAGCGUCUUUGGAUCUCCAAAAUUCUGCAGCGGAUAGUAGGGCAGAAGUUCCGAUAAACCUUACUGUAAAUCAAGAACUGAGAAGAGAAGCGGUGAACCAAGGGAAUAUGCAAAUGGGGCGGAUUAAUGGGACUCUGCCACAAUUUAACGUUUCAACAGGGAUGCGAAAUGGUGAGGAUUCAACAGCAGAAUCUUCGAGUAGUAGUAGUGGGAGAGGCAUAGUACCCGUAUGGUCUCCCUCAGCUUCUACUUACUCGGAGCAGUUUGUGGGUGAAGAAAGUGGUAUUGGAACUAGUUCUUCGUACUUGCAGAGGCAGCAACAGUCUCACCAAUUGAUGAACUGGAGACGGCUUUCUCAAACUGGGUAACCACACAAUGACUCUUGAAGCGCAGUAAGUUGGGUUUGGAAUCACAAUUCUUAACGUUUUUGGACUUGUUGCAAUCAGUAGUUUGUCUUGGUUUUUUCUUCUAAAAUUUAGUUUAAAAGGAUUUUAUCUUACCAAAACAUCACUUACUAGGUUACUUAGUGGGUGGUUAUUGCGACUUAGUUUGUGGUUGAAGUUUUUUUUUUGUAACGGAGAUUAUGGUUGAAGUUGAUUUUGCUACAAGUGUAAGCCAAAAGCUUCUAAAUGGAGCUUUUGCAUUGCCUGGCUUUUCCAACUUAUUUAAUCUGUUUCUCUUUUGCUCUAUAUACUGAAGUAGAACUUGCAGCCACAAGCUAGCACAAAUUUCUGAAAGGGGAAAAAAAUUGCUAAAGCUGACCUUAAGUUGCAUCAAACACACCCCCCACCCCCCACCCCCCCCCCCCCCCCCCCCCCCCCCCCCCCCCCUAUGUAUUGGAAAUUUGGAACUUGCACAUUUUUAAUUUAAAGAAGAAAACAGUACUUACUAUGUCCCAUGUUGCUUGGCUCCAGAAUGAUUGUCCUGUUUGAAAAGUGAAAGGAAAAAGUCGAUUUCCUACAAACUAACACUCAUACAUAAGUAAAUGAUUAAAAGUAGUUUUAAAAAUAGACAAAUAAUGGAUACUUUUGGAAAGUUCCUUAAACUUUCUACGGAGGCAUGCUCCUUUAAAAGUUGAGUUUAGCGUACAUGACAAGCAAUAUGGGACGAAGGGAAUGAUAACAUUCGAAAACUAGGAAAAAACAAAUAUUAAUGUUCCUCGCCAGAUAUUUAUUAUUUAACAGUAUUAGUAUGGCUGUGUAUAAAUACCUCAAGGAGUUCUACAUUUAUCUUUGCUAACCAUUGACUGCUUCCAGAUUGGACAACGAAGUUGGGAGGUGGAUAAUACAAUGUAGCUUAAUCCUUUGCCAAUUGUGAUGACACUCCUCCAUCAGUGUGACCAGACCAACAGUUGGUUUCCAUGAAUAUGAAAUUUUGAAUAUGUUCUGGCUCGUCCCUGUCGUAUUUCUGUGUCCUGAUGUACCAUAUCUGUAGCUCUGCUGUAUAGUGAAUGUUGUUUUCUUUAGGGAAGAAAGGAGCAUACUUAGAGAUAUGCAAUCCUCUAAUAAACCCAGGUUUGUGCUUUUUGUAUUUAGUAGACAAUAAUAUAGCUGCAAUCAUGUUUAGAUAGUGUCGCAUUUUUCGUUCAUUUUCCCUUCAGCGCUUGAUACAUAGCUUUAAUGUAGUCUGUUUGCGUUGUACUGUACCGUUUAAGGACCUGCAGUUAAACUAAAAACCUUAAAGUCUUUGUUUCAA